Molecule: messenger RNA, 1971 nt
Organism: Symbiodinium pilosum
Lineage: Eukaryota; Dinophyceae; Suessiales; Symbiodiniaceae
Source: the annotation of a GenBank genome assembly
AUGCUCGACGUCGAAGAUAUGGAUGUCGAUGAAGAACCAUCAACGCCCUCCAUCACAUGGCUGUCAGCUCUCCUGUCGGCGAUCCUGCCUCUCCUGACCAAUGCAUUGCCAAGGGACCAGAAUGAGGUAUGCAUCAUACCCCACCCUCACAAGAUGGAGAGACAAGAGGCUGCAGAAGAUACCAUGCAUGUACAUUUGGGGACCUCAAGAUGGCGCCCCGUGUUCAACACGAAGAAGAUAUGUGAUAACUGCGGGACCCGUAUCACCGACCGCUAUUACUAUCACUGUUCGGAGAAUUGCGACAUUGACUUUUGCCAGGAUUGCCAUGCCAGAUCAAGAGAGUUGCUGGAUGCUUUCAUGGCCGAAGUCGACGAAGCGAAUGAUGAGAAUUUGUCAAGGCGGCUGUUCUGGGUCAUCGACAUUACUGAGCGAAUAGGAUGGCACGUGCUACAUCUGAAUGUGGCAGACAGGCGCAGGCUUGCCCAUGAGCUAGCGUUCUCGUGGCCUACCGCCCUCUUCGAAAGGCUGGCGCAGGCCGCCGUCGAUGUAGUCAAUGCAAGAGUUGUGCACGUACAGGAUGUCAAGGAUAUCCGUUCAGAUGAAAGGUUCUGGCAUGCGGUAGGUUGGCUGCAGUUCUUGUACAGCACCAAUGAGCUACCGUGCAAGACGAGGAGACUGGAGGAGCAGAGCAGCCGGGGUCCAAAGGUUGACUACGAGCGCUUUGUCCUGGAUGGUAUCAACAAAUGCGAGCCGCUUUCUGAAUUCCAACGCUGGCGAAAGCAUCCAAGUGCUACAGUGCCAAAAGUUCUGGACGUCCGCAGGUUCAGGAUCACCAAUGAUUUUUGUUCCUUCCUGACGCACAGCAAUCUGGUGCCGGUUAACUUUCGUAGGGUCUGCUUGCUGUGCGACGUCUGGGAGCAGAUGCAGGGGCGAAUUGUUCCUUUGCACCUUGAGGUUCCACGUGAGCCACAGCGGUUAGUUCAUGCAGUCAUAGAGCGGUUCUGCGAGAGCCUCAAGGAUGCAGAUUUGCGGCAGCCGCUGCGGGUUUGCUUCCAAGAUGAGGAGGCUGGCGGUCCAGGUGUCACAAAGGAGUUCUUCCAGGUUGCAUUGCGCAGUUUCCUUGACGCCUCCAACAACAAUGAGCGAUUGUUUGUCUACGACGAGCAGUCGCGUACGUACUGGUUGAACGAGCGAGCUGUUGGCUCGGAAGACUUUUUCCGUUCUUACGGCAUCUUGCUUGGCCAGGCCGUGUUGAAUCACAUUCACGUUCCCAACAUCUUUCCCAGAGCUCUCUACGACCGGUUACUAGAGGAGCUGGAGUCGCCAUGCGCGAAGAAGCUCAGACUUGAGGACAUUGGGGCUGUGUGCCCCAACACAGCGAAGAGCUUGCGGCAAAUUCUGGAGUACACCGGGCAGGAUAUUGCUGAAGUGUUCGGAGAUCUGGCGUGGCCGCGUGGGAGCCACUUGCCGGAGGAUCUGCGUAUCUCGCAGGCGAACAAAGAGGACUUUGUACAGGCUUAUGUCGACUGGUUCUUUCACGGCAGAAUACAGGCCCAGAUGAAACCGCUCAGCGAGGGCUUCAAGACAAUCCUCGGUGGUUCGUCAUUGCUGCGAACAAUCGUUGAUGCAGUUCAGCUGGAAAAGAUAGUCUGCGGCAGAGCAGACAAUGUAGAUGUUGACGCAAUUCGAUCGAGCGCAGAGCUUGAAGGUUGGACCGAGGAGGAUCGGUCAGAAUACCUGCCGUGGUUGUGGGAGGUUCUUGCAAGCGUCAGUCAGGCAGAGAAGGCUCAGUUUCUGGUGUUUGUCACUGCCAGCGACCGUGUGCCGUUGAAGGGCUGGCAAUCUCUAGGUCUCAUUGUGCAGAAAAAUGGUGUUGGAGACGAUCGCCUACCAUCUGCUUACACUUGCUUCAGUCAGUUGCUUCUUCCGCGCUUCUCAACCAAGGAGAAAUUGCGCAAUGGGCUUUUGCUG